Lindgomyces ingoldianus is the source of this 1554-nucleotide messenger RNA. RefSeq names its product aspartyl proteinase. Gene Ontology annotation, biological process: proteolysis. Lineage: Eukaryota; Fungi; Ascomycota; Dothideomycetes; Pleosporales; Lindgomycetaceae. Bases 148 to 1341 code for a protein of 397 amino acids. Gene Ontology annotation, molecular function: aspartic-type endopeptidase activity. The transcript has 4 exons. Gene Ontology annotation, cellular component: fungal-type vacuole. The record is from RefSeq and is a predicted model, not a curated record.
CAGCCACCUGCCGCAGCUCUGCCCACCUACUCACCAUCACAAACACCUCCUCCAUCAUAACACCUUGACGGAACCUCUUUCCUUUGCAUUCUUCUUUCAGUUUCAUCAGUUUCUGAGCUUAUCGUCCUUUUAUCGUCGUUGAUCGCCAUGAAGACGGCAAUCCUCCUUGCAGCGGGUUCGCUGCUGGGCUCCGCCUCUGCCGGUGUCCACAAGAUGAAGCUCAAGAAGAUCCCUCUGUCCGAACAGCUUCAAUACGCAAACUUCCAGGAGCAGGCGAAGGCCCUGGGCCAGAAGUACAUGGGCGUCAGGCCUGAGACGCAUGCUGAGCAAGUGUUCAAAGCUCCUUACAUCGCGGAUGGAACGCACCCAGUUCCAAUCACCAACUUCUUAAACGCCCAGUACUUCUCCGAGGUCUCUCUUGGUACCCCCCCACAAGAGUUCAAGGUCAUUCUCGAUACUGGAAGCUCGAAUCUUUGGGUUCCUUCCUCAGAGUGCAACUCCAUCGCUUGCUACCUUCACACUAAAUACGACCACUCCUCAUCCUCGACUUACAAGAAGAAUGGAUCUUCGUUUGAGAUCCGUUAUGGCUCAGGCGAACUCAGUGGUUACGUAUCGGAAGACAUCUUCCAGAUUGGAGAUUUGAAGGUGAAGAACCAGCUCUUCGCUGAAGCUACCUCUGAGCCGGGUCUCGCUUUUGCCUUCGGCCGGUUCGAUGGCAUCAUGGGGCUAGGCUACGACACUAUCAGUGUGAAUAAGAUCCCCCCUCCUUUCUACAACAUGCUCGACCAGGGCUUGUUGGACGAUCCUCUUUUUGCCUUUUAUCUUAGUGACACAAGCAAUGGCGACGACUCCGAGGUCACUUUUGGAGGCAUCAACAAGAACCACUACACCGGAGAGCUUACCAAAAUCCCCCUGAGGCGUAAAGCUUAUUGGGAGGUCGAUCUUGAUGCGAUCACUUUCGGCAAAGACACUGCUGAGAUGGACGACACUGGUGUUAUACUUGACACUGGCACUUCUCUUAUUGCCCUUCCUUCCACUAUCGCAGAGCUUCUGAACAAGGAGAUUGGCGCUAAGAAGUCGUUCAAUGGACAGUACACCGUUGAGUGCGAUAAGCGCGAUGGUCUGCCCGAUUUGACCUUUACGCUCACUGGUCACAACUUUACUAUUGGCCCCUAUGACUACAUCCUGGAAGUCCAGGGUUCGUGUAUUUCUGCGUUCAUGGGUAUGGAUUUUCCCGAGCCCGUGGGCCCGCUUGCUAUUCUCGGAGACGCUUUCCUGAGGAAAUGGUACUCGGUCUACGACGUCGGCAGCUCCAGCGUUGGUCUUGCGAAAGCAAAAUAAUUGAAUGGAACAGUCUGGUGCACCAGAUAUCAUAGUAAAUGGAGGAGACAACGGGCCAUCUCUCUGUUCUCAUAACUGCUCUCGAUUCAAAUUGUAGCUUAGGAAGCUGUUUCUUUGGCGUCUGUCUCGCUCUAGCUUCCUUUUGGAAUAGGGCUCCAUGUACUAAUAGGCAAGCUGCAGAUGACUUGAACAAAUGCUAGAUAGUGCUUUAAA